Molecule: messenger RNA, 1584 nt
Organism: Spinacia oleracea (spinach)
Lineage: Eukaryota; Viridiplantae; Streptophyta; Magnoliopsida; Caryophyllales; Amaranthaceae
Exons: 1
Coding region: 1-1584 (527 amino acids)
Molecular function (GO): nucleic acid binding; zinc ion binding
Source: RefSeq, a predicted model, not a curated record
AUGGUGGCAGCAGACCAAUUUCAAGGGCUAAUUUCCACCAACAUUGACAUAGAAGAUGAAACAGAUCUUUCUGAUGAUGAUGAAGCACCAGAGGACCUUACGGAUGACCCACGCUGCCCCAUCAUCCUACUUUCGAAAGAGGAGAAGGAGAAGAUUCGCAGACCAUGGAAACAAGCAUUAAUCAUCAAAAUGUUUGAUAGCAAAAUAGGUUAUAUGUCACUAAUGAAGAGAUUGAAGAAAAAGUGGGAACUCAAAGGAGGUUUGAUCCUAACUGACAUUGGCUAUGAAUAUUUCAUUGCCCGUUUUUCUAAUGUGGAAGACUAUAACUAUGUCCUAACACAAGGACCAUGGAUGCUGGACGACAAUUACCUUACAAUUCGGAAAUGGGUACCAAAUUUCAUCCCUGAUGACUCCCCUAUAAGAUUCUUAACAGCCUGGGUUAGAAUUCCUAACCUAGCUGUAGAGUACUUUGAUAAAGAGUUCCUUCAGAAGAUAGGUAACAAAAUUGGCAAGGUCACUAGAAUUGAUCACAACACGGCAUUGGCACAACGAGGUCAAUUUACAAGACUAAGUGUUGAACUUGAUCUCAACAAACCCCUGCUAUCAAAAUUCUGGCUACGUGGCCGUAUCUGGAAGGUUCAAUAUGAAGGAUUACGACUAAUCUGCUUUAAUUGUGGCAAAAUUGGCCACUUAGGGGAAGAAUGUCCUAAUAGCCUCACCACAAAGGAUAUCUAUCAUGAAGAAGCAAUGGAAACCCAUGCUACAGAAGCCAUUGAGAUAAACAAAUCACCAGUAGAGGUCCAAGACUUUGGCUCAUGGAUGAUGGUUAAGAAACCUCCACCACGCCGCCGACCACCGCGGAUUGACAAACAAGGGGCAGAAGCGGGCAAAACGGGAAAUACGGUGCAACAGGGAGUAAACCCUAACCCUAGAGGGAAUCAAGGGGGAUCAAGAUUUACUAUUUUAGAGGAGGAAAAUCAGGAAAAUAUCAAUGAUAAACAUGGUAAGACCUUGACAACCGGAAUUACGAAAGGAGUAUCAAAUAACUUUGAAACUGUUGACUUGGGAUUAUCCUCUCAACCAAAUAAUACCAUUAUUAAUCCUUUUAAUAUUGGAAGAAAUUCACAGAAUCCCGGUUUUGAGGGUAACAAAUCAGGAGGGCAGAAGCAAUGGAAGGAAAUUAGGAAACACAAGGACUCUGCACCAAAAUCUAUCCUAAAGAACAUUACCAAUGCCCUACCCAAAGAUACCCAAAAGAUAUAUACGCCUCCUACAAGUCUAGGACAAGAAAACACAGAGAUUAUUUUCCAAGCCUCCACAGAAGAUACCUCAAAGCUCCAUCACCUCGAAACUAAUCAAGCAACAAGUGGAGAAAACUCGAUCUCCCAUGUCUCAGCCACACCCAUCACCUAUAGUGCUUCGAAUCCCACCAGAGAAGGUGGUCUGCGCGGGCUAUCCGACAUUGGAACCAUAUUUGGGAAUAGUAGACCCCCUGACACACAAGCUGGAAGUGGAAAUUCACUCAUGGAGGGCAUCGAAUUAAGUGAUGCCAGAACUCAUGAUCACACUAAAGAUCCCCAAUGA